Messenger RNA from Cuculus canorus (common cuckoo), 3684 nucleotides. RefSeq names its product cholinergic receptor nicotinic alpha 6 subunit (gene CHRNA6). Lineage: Eukaryota; Metazoa; Chordata; Aves; Cuculiformes; Cuculidae. The coding region runs from base 285 to 1763 and encodes 492 amino acids. The transcript is spliced from 6 exons. The record is from RefSeq and is a predicted model, not a curated record. Gene Ontology annotation, biological process: regulation of membrane potential; chemical synaptic transmission; signal transduction. Gene Ontology annotation, molecular function: transmembrane signaling receptor activity; acetylcholine-gated monoatomic cation-selective channel activity. Gene Ontology annotation, cellular component: postsynaptic membrane; synapse; neuron projection.
GGUGCGGGUGACUGGAAAUGUGAAAAGUCACCUGAUAGGAUGCUGCCGGUUUGCUUUCUCUCUGCACAGCAUUAGUUCUCCUCGCUUAGUGAUAGUGGAAGCAACUCUGCAAGGUUUUAGUCUGCUCAACAGACUGCAGAGUUUGCUAAAAAUGCAAAACUGAAAUUGAUCUUUGACUGCCUACUUAGUGUCCAGCGGACUUGUAUGUAUUCUUGCCUUCUGUUUCUUUCCAAAACCUCUCUUUUCAAAAGGAAGCUCUAUUCUGCUGCUAUUCUAUUCUAACAAUGCAUUCUGAGAGGUGGCUGUGUGGGUGUUACCCUGCUUUCAGUGUGUGGACAUUUGUGUUCACAUCCUUCAUCAAAGAUACAAUAGCCUGUGAAUCAGAGGAACGGUUAUUUCACAAGCUCUUCUCCCAGUACAACCAGUUCAUCAGGCCAGUGGAAAAUGUGUCUGAUCCUGUCACAGUUUACUUUGAAGUGGCCAUUACUCAGCUCACGAAUGUGGAUGAAGUCAACCAGAUUAUGGAAACAAAUCUGUGGCUAAGACAUAUUUGGAAUGACUACAAAUUGCGAUGGGAUCCCAGAGAAUACGAUGGCAUUGAAUUUGUUCGAGUACCAGCAGAUAAAAUUUGGAAACCAGAUAUUGUCUUGUAUAAUAAUGCUGUGGGAGACUUUCAAGUUGAAGGCAAGACUAAAGCUCUGCUUCGCUAUGAUGGAAUGAUCACCUGGAACCCACCAGCUAUUUUUAAAAGCUCCUGUCCUAUGGAUAUUACCUUUUUCCCAUUUGAUCAUCAGAACUGUUCGCUGAAAUUCGGCUCAUGGACCUAUGACAAAGCCAAAAUUGAUCUUCUCAUCAUUGGAUCCAAAGUAGAUAUGAAUGACUUUUGGGAAAACAGUGAAUGGGAAAUAGUUGAUGCUUCUGGCUACAAACAUGACAUCAAAUAUAACUGCUGUGAAGAGAUAUAUACAGACAUAACAUAUUCCUUUUAUAUUCGGAGGUUGCCAAUGUUUUACACCAUAAACCUGAUCAUUCCCUGCCUCUUCAUCUCAUUCCUGACUGUGCUAGUUUUUUACUUGCCAUCUGACUGUGGUGAGAAAGUGACUCUUUGCAUCUCUGUGCUGCUUUCUUUGACUGUAUUUUUACUGGUGAUCACAGAAACAAUCCCAUCCACCUCUUUAGUAAUUCCCCUUGUAGGUGAAUAUUUACUCUUCACGAUGAUAUUUGUGACUCUGUCAAUUGUCAUCACGGUCUUUGUUCUGAAUAUACAUUACAGGACUCCAACCACACACACAAUGCCCAGAUGGGUAAAAACCAUCUUUCUUAGCCUGCUCCCCAGAGUCCUGUUGAUGCAGAGGCCACAAGAGCAGCAAAAAAAAAGUACCGCCAGAAAAAACAAGAAAUUAUCAGUCAAUACAUCAGGCAAGUCAAAGCACGGCAAGCACAAAGAUAUCAAAUUACACAAGGAGCAGUCAUGCAGUCACUGUGCUAAGGCAACUGAACUCACCACCACCAGACAACUGAGCCAUCAGUCACUGAAAUGGAUGGCAGAGCACAUGGAGUACUCACCAGAAGUGAAGGAUGUUAUUAGCAGCGUUCAGUUCAUCGCAGAGAACAUGAGGUCUCAAAACGAAACCAAAGAGGUGGAAGAUGAUUGGAAAUACGUAGCUAUGGUGAUAGAUAGAGUGUUUCUCUGGGUAUUUGUAAUCCUUUGUGUGUUUGGGACUGCAGGGCUCUUUGUCCAGCCACUAAUAGCAGAUACAUAACUUGAUCUACUGCUUUUUAUCCAUUUCUGGUGUGGAACCGUCCUCUAUAUUUCUCCCCUCUUACAUAAAACCUCUCCUCAUCGCCUCUUCAGCACCUAGCCACAGAGGAAAGGAGAAGGAAGGAGCCUCUAGGAAAGCAAUUAACCCAAAACAGAAUGAUAAGAGGACUGAAAAUGGAAGAUGGGCAUGUUGUCUUUCUAGGUCGGAACAUCUGAGAUUUUUAGAGUGCCUGCCCGCUUUUCCCUCAGUGAUAUCAGCAGUAACAAUAGCACUGAGGAUCACAGAAGCAGAUCCAAGCUAUUGAGAUUUUCCUUUUUUUUUCAGUACAGGGGUCUAUUAGGACAGUUCCAGCAAUUCUGAGUGCAUUGCCCAAAUAGGACUCUACCUGAAUUUAUUUUUAUCUCUUGAUCAUAACUUUUCCUCAGAUUUGAGUUCAUUUACAUUUCCUCUCUAUUUCUCUCCUUAUGUAACAGCUAGCCUUUGGUACGGCAUUUAGAUGAGCUACCACAGUCCUACUGACUGGACCAAUGCUCAUUAUUGUGUUCUUGUGUCAGGGUAAUAAUCAAAUUAAAAUUCAGUCAAAGUAUUCCCUUGACUCUGUAUUAUUUGUUAUAUAAUCUAAAAUAAGCUCUGCUCAUCUUCUGCAAUAUAUGUACUUAUAUGAGGGUCCCAGGACAACAAAGUACAUGCUUAUGUUUGUCUUUGAAGUCAGACGGGUCUUAAGCACUUAAUCAUAAUAGAAGACAAACCUACUUAAUAUUUUGCCCCUAGCCUUGCUGACAUCAGCUGAAGGAUCCUAGAGUCAUCAAAAAGAAUGUACUAUGGAAAAACAAAAAAGACCUGAUCUAUCUGUGGUGACCAUGUAAGGCAUCCACACUUGGAAUCUACAUGCUUCUAAGACCUUUAAAACCGGUUCAUGGGUCACUAAUUUUGCAUGUGAACAGAAGCACUGAAUACCAAGACCUCAGUGAGCUCCAAUAGGAUUUCCAAGCCACAUUUGUCUCAUCAGAUUAACAGUGAUCCCAUUCCACAGGAUCUGCUCUGAAAACUCUUGCUAGCUGAGGCUUGGACAUAAGGUCAACAAGGAAUGAGUUGCUACUCAUCACUGACCAAAUUGGCUUGACAGCAUUGGACUAGUCUGAGUUUUCAUGUACUUUUAAAAUUCAAGACAAACUCAUCCCAGAAGGAGAAGGCUGGCUAUCAUGAAACCUACUCAAAGUUGGACACCUUGAACCAAACAGCUCUGCAGCGUUUUUCCAAUUGCUGGAUUCUCAUGGGUCAGUGAUGUGUGUGCAGACCUGUAACAGUAGAGACACUUCCUUUGGGGCUGAGGUUGCUGCGUAACCAUGUUCCUAACCCUCGUGUGCUUAACCUUGGAAUACUUUGCAGGUGUGUAGCUGUUGUGGUUUCUGUAUUAUGUAGACACUACCCUCAGUUCCCUUGUCUGUUUAGAUUCCUGUUGGAUUUGUGCUGAAGGAUUAUUCCCUAAAAGGUACCACUCCAAUUAAAGCCAAUGGCUUCAGGAGUAAAAAUCCAUUUUUCUUACAAGAGGCUAUAAAUUUUACUGCAGAGUAUCAGUGCAGUGUUUUCAGUAACUGCCAUGUUAUCAGUCCCUCCUCUGAAAAUUACGAGUCCUUGGAAAGAAUAACUCCUUCUUUCUAAAGUCUCUGACUGGCUUUUUACUCUUUCUCAAUACUUUAUAAUAAAGAGAAUAGGAGAAAAUAAAUGUAUAUGUUAGAGAUAAAGGUGGAGCGACAAGAAUAUAACAGUCUUAAUCCAGUAGUUGAAAUACUUAUAGUCCUAAUUUUCUAGAAGAAAACCAUAUUUUCCGUAACCCCCCUGAAUGUUGCAUAAUUAUGUACAACAGACAGAUGUAUGAACAAGCAUGCAUUAUUUUGUCAGCCUGUCAAUUAAAUAUAGC